Messenger RNA from Pieris macdunnoughi, 1983 nucleotides. The record is from the annotation of a GenBank genome assembly. Lineage: Eukaryota; Metazoa; Arthropoda; Insecta; Lepidoptera; Pieridae.
AUGACGAAUACCCCGAUGAGGUUGGUGAGCCUUCAGCUGCGUGUACUGAUCCUUCUGCUUCCUCAAGAACACGAACCACAUAUUGGUGACCAUGGCGAGCAAGAUGCCGUUCUCCCGAAGAAGAGAUCACCAGUGCAUCCGAGGACGGUGCACGGUCAGGAGAGGCCGUAUAAACUUUCUUACUAUCCGCGCCUUGAUAGCUUUGAUUACUGCUGGUGUUCUUGCGGAGCGUGGCCAGCCAGUUCUUUUCUUGUCCUCAACACUGGAGACUUCAAGUGUGUGCCUUGCUGGUUGAAACUGACUGACAAUGUAGUGCGGUUAUGGUGUGUUCCUGAGGCUAGCAACCUUGAGAAGCGGGCCUCGGCAGACGUGCAUCCUGAGUGCGUGGCGGGCGCUUUCCCGGAAGAUGUGUUCUUUGAACACUCCAGACGCAGUCCUGGUUCACAUUGCGAUGACGAAUACCCCGAUGAGGUUGGUGAGCCUUCAGCUGCGUGUACUGAUCCUUCAGCUUCCUCAAGAACACACGAACCACAUAUUGGUGACCAUGGCGAGCAAGAUGCCGUUCUCCCGAAGAAGAGAUCACCAGUGCAUCCGAGGACGGUGCUCGGUCAGGAGAGGCCGUAUAAGUAUGUAUAUUGCGAUGACGAAUACCCCGAUGAAGUUGGUGAGCCUUCAGCUGCGUGUACUGAUCCUUCUGCUUCCUCAAUAACACACGAACCACAUAUUGGUGACCAUGGCGAGCAAGAUGCCGUUUUCCCGAUGAAGAGAUCACCAGUGCAUCCAAGGACGGUGCACGGUCUGGAGAGGCCGUAUAAGCAUGUAUCAGAAAUCAUAGUGGGUGGUUUCGAUCCCCACCCGCCUUCUAUAAAAGAAAGGCCUCAGUGUGCCACGGGCUCUGUUGCUGCUCGGACGUUGACAAGAAAGGUGGUUGGUGUCGACGCCGAAUUCUAUCUGACUGAAUUGCAUGUCUCCCGAGCUAUCGCUUUGCUUGAAGAGGGUCGAACUAUGCGUUAUGUAGGAAAUGAUCUAGGAGUAGCCCCUUCUUUUAUUUACAGACUUUGGAAGCGAUACCGUGAGACGGGAGAAUACUCACGAAGGCGUGGUCAAGGUCGAAAGAGAAAAACUACACGUUUGCAAGAUCGCUACAUCGUCAACUGUGCUUUACAAAUUUCCGAACAGACAGUAAGAAAUAGGUUGUUGGAAGCCAAUUUGAGAUCACGCCGACCAGUUCGGGCUGUGCGUCUAACAAUUCAACAUAGACAAGCUCGCCGACAGUUCGCGCAAAAUCACGCUAAUUGGCAACUUCGACAUUGGAGGCCAGUGCUUUUUACUGACGAAUCACGAUUCCGUCUAACACGUUGCGAUGGUCGUCUCCGUGUUUACAGACGCCCAGGCGAGCGAUACAGUGCAGCAGCAGUCCAGGAAUAUGACAAAUUUGGAUGUGGUUCUGUGAUGGUUUGGGGCGGAGUUAGUUUGGACGAGCGCACAGAUCUCGUCGUUGUUCCCGGGCGCUUGUGUCCUCAAACUUACAUUGAAAAUGUGCUCGAAGAUCAUGUUUGGCCCGCAGCAUAUGGUAUGGGCCCAGAUUUUCUUUUAAUGCAAGAUAAUGCCAGGCCGCAUACUGCAGCCAUCACGUCAGAUUACUUACGACAGCAGGAAAUCCGUGUAAUGGAGUGGCCUUCCAUGAGCCGUGACCUAAAUCCAAUUGAACACAUUUGGGACUUGCUUGACAGGCGCACCCGGAAGCGUCCGAUUGCACCUCAAACACUGCAGCAGCUCACUGAAGCGUUGAUUGAAGAAAGGGAGCGAAUUCCACAAGAAGAUAUUCGGAGGAUCAUACGAAGCAUGCCGCGUCGUUGUCAAGCCGUGAUUAGGGCUCAUGGAGGCCACACGUUACUGAAAGUCACUAAAGACGAAUAUUCAAACGAUGGUAUGGUAUGGUAUGGUUUGUGGACUCGUUUUCCGCACUUAGACGCUCACUAG